GGUAAACAGAGUGUAUUUGAUUUUCUGCUUCUAUUAACAAUUUUAAUUUAAAAUGGAUGAUUCACCUGAACAGAGGCCAAAACGACAAAAAAGGGAUACUUCUUACAAGUCAAAAGCUUUUGAAAAGUUUAAGCAAUUGAAAAGCGGUAACAGAAAUAAAUAUGAGAUUGAAGAAUUGGAAAAUGUGUACGAAACGGUUGAUGAAAGAGAAUAUACCAAAGAAGUCUUGAAUAGGUUGGAUGAUGACUGGAUUGUUGAUGAUGAUGGAAGUGGAUAUGUGGAAGAUGGCAGAGACAUUUUUGAUGAUGAUUUGGAUGCUGAAUCAAUAUCCCAGGCUCAAAAGGGCAAAGGUACCAAAAGGAAGAAGAAGGCUGUGUCUGAAAAUGCUGGCCGUGGUAGUUUACAAAUGAUGAUGUCCAAUAUUAAGCCAAAGAAAAAAGAGGAGGUCAAAAUUGAUGAUGAUGCCAUGUUAUCAGAACUUUUAGGUGAAAUCAAUGAAACCCCAUCAACAAGUUCAGCAAAAUCAACUACAGAUUCACAAAGUUUCAAGUUAUCAUCCAGAAAACAAGCAGCUAAUGAAUACAUGAAAACAUUUUCCUCAUUUAAACCACCACCCUCUAUUAAAGUAAAGGCUUCCAGACCAACAUCUAAUGUAAGUAAGUUUGUGCUGAAAGAAAAACAUGAGAAUGAUGAAGCACCACCAGCCAAGCCUGUGGAGAAAGCUCCUGUCAUAGAAGAAAAACCCAAACCAGUUGAGGUAAAGCCAAUUGAAACACCCAAACCCAAACCAAUUGAAGUUGCUGAGGAUUCAUGUGUGUCUGAAGAUGUAACCUUUGAUGAUUUCUCCCAAGAUGAUUUUGAUGAUUCUGACUUUACUGCAAUUGAAGAGUUUGAAUCUGAGAAAACAGUUGUCCAGGAGGAACCAGAGGAGGUUUCAAUGGUUGAUAUGCAAGAGGAGUUCAUGAGUGAAUGGAUGAAUUCACAGGAGUCUGUUAAUAAUACUGUAGAAGAGACCAAAAUUGAUUUGAGCACUGCUGAUAUACCACUUAUUAAUGUGGAUGGUGAAAAAGUGUUUAGAUUUUACUGGUGGGAUGCAUUUGAAGAUCCAAAUAGACAGAAGGGAACUGUGUAUCUCUUUGGUAAAACUUACAGUGAAAAGGCAAAGAAUUUUGUAAGCUGUUGUGUUGCUGUUAGAGACAUAGACAGGAGAUUAUUUGUGUUACCUAAAGCUCAGGAAAAUGAAACAAAUUCAAAAAUGAACUUAUACACAGAAUUCAACAACUCUGUGGUAAAGCCACUUCAAAUCUCUAAAUUCAGGAGUAGAUUUGUCACCAAAAAGUAUCCCUUUAAUCCAGAAAUUCCUUUAGAAUCUGAAUACAUGGAAGUCAGAUAUCCUUGUGGUGAUGCGGAUAUUAACUUUGACAGCAUUCGCCCACCGCCAAAGACUUUCUCCAAAAUAUUCGGCCUGAACACCAGCUACUUAGAAAUCUUGUUAUUGGAACGUAAAAUCAAAGGACCGUGUUGGCUGGACAUCAAGAACCCGAACCCUGUCUCAAACCCGGUGACGUGGUGUCAGUUCGAGGUGAAUACGAAGAUCGUCGACGUCGGUUUGUCGCAAAGCCUUAAGCCGAUCCCUCCACCACCGUUAGUCGUCUCAGCCAUCAACAUGCGGUCCGUCAUUAAUCCGAAAACGAUGCAAAACGAAAUCGUAAUGAUUUCAUGUCUGACCCACACGAAAUACGCGGUCGAUAAACAAGCUCCAAAGCCUCCAUUUCAGCAGCAUUUCUGCGUUUUUACUUGUCCAAAAAGCCAGAUAAUGCCCUUGGAUAUACACAACGCAUUGAAGAAUUACAAAGCUACUAAAGUGCAGAAGAUGGACUCGGAAAAAGCUUUGCUCAACUAUUUCAUAAAUCAGUUUUCUAGAAUCGACCCCGAUUUAAUUGUAGGCCACGACUUACAAGGCUACCAGAUCAACGUAAUAUGCGAAAGGCUGAGAACUUUGGGCAACACCAACUCAGACAAGAUGAGUAAAGUUAAAAGAGCUCAAAAACUGACAGAAAGGUUGCUAUUUGUUGGACGCCUCGUCUGUGACAUAAAAAUAUCAGCUAAAGAACUAAUCAAAUCACGCUCCUACGACUUGGACACCCUCUGCUCAAGCGUCUUAAAAAUAAAAGAGGGCCUAAGAAUCGAAUUGGAACCAGAGGACAUUCCGAAAAUGUACCUAAACUCCAGCGACAUUUUAAAACUUAUUUCUUUCACCAUGCAAGACACUGCUUAUAUUCUACAAAUAUUGUACGACCUGAACGUCAUUCCUUUGGCCCUUCAAAUCACUAACAUUGCAGGCAAUGUCAUGUCGAAAACGUUGCUGGGCGGCAGGUCGGAACGUAACGAGUUCUUGUUACUGCACGCCUUUUCGGAAAAAGACUUCAUCGUGCCGGACAAGCAGUACACGAAGAGGGAGGAGAAGUCCACCGCCGCCAGGAAGAAGCCUACUUACUCCGGCGGUUUGGUUUUGGACCCGAAAGUAGGGUUUUACGACCAACUGAUCCUGCUCAUGGACUUUAAUUCGCUGUAUCCCAGUAUUAUACAAGAGUACAAUAUUUGCUUCACCACAAUGCCCCCCAUGUUGGAUGAAGAGAACAUGGUGUUGCCUGACAGGAGCUUGCCACCAGGCAUUUUGCCCACGGAGAUUCGUAAACUUGUCGAGAGCAGACGGGAGGUGAAAAAAUUGAUGAACAAUCCUGAUCUUUCUGCUGAUAUUAAAAUGCAGUACCACAUCAGACAAAUGGCGUUGAAGUUAACAGCCAACAGUAUGUAUGGUUGUUUGGGCUUCUCCAACUCCCGAUUUUAUGCCAAAAGCCUGGCUGCUUUGGUCACAUACAAGGGCAGAGAAAUUUUAACAAACACUCGAGAUUUGGUACAGAAAAUGUGCUUUGAGGUCGUCUAUGGUGAUACAGACAGUAUUAUGAUCAACACCAACUGCCUUGAUUAUGAUCAAGUGAUGAAAAUUGGCGUGAAAAUCAAACAGGAAGUCAACAAGCUUUACAAACAAGUAGAGCUGGACAUUGAUGGAGUUUUCAAGUACUUGUUGCUGCUUAAGAAGAAAAAGUAUGCUGCUGUAACACUGACUAAAACCAAAGCAGGUCAACUGAAAGCUGAUAAGGAGUACAAGGGUUUGGAUAUUGUAAGACGUGAUUGGUCGCAGUUGGCUUCAGAAGCUGGAAAGUUCGUACUGGAACACAUUUUAAGCGACCAAAGCGCCGACGACAGAAUUAAUAACAUCCACGCCUACUUGGCUAAAGUUAAAGACGAUCUGGAACAAGGCAAAGUCCCCAUUCCCCUCAUGGUGAUAACCAAACAGUUAACCAAGGAUCCCAGAAUGUACACGGACAAAAAUUCGCUUCCCCACGUCCAGGUAGCUCUCAGAUACAACCAGAAAUCAGGAGGUCACUUCAGAGCUGGCGACACAGUGCCUUACGUAAUCUGCGAUGAUGGUAGUGGUAAGCAGGCAACUCAAAGAGCUUACCAUGUGGAUGAGUUGAAGAAUUCAGACACAUUAAAAAUCGACACUCAGUACUAUCUAUCGCAACAGAUACAUCCGGUGGUCUCGCGUAUUUGCGAACCAAUUGAGGGCACUGAUGCGUACCAAAUCGCCGAAUGCCUAGGUCUGGAUACUUCGUCCUUCAAGAGACCCACUGUUAAGUCGGACGUUCAGGGUGAGAACCUGACCAAACCCGAGGUGAAGUUCAGAAACGUGGACAAGUUCAAGUUUGUUUGUUUCGACUGUAAGCAAGAAAACGUCAUAGACGGACCUUUGGUCGGGAAUGUGCCGUUUUUGGAGAAGUGUGCUAACAACGAGUGUGGCGUAAGACCCAUUCAGUACCUGCCAUAUAUUCAAAACCAGCUUAGCUUAAGCGCCAACUCAUACAUCCGGAAAUAUUAUGCUAAUGAGUUGACGUGCGAAGAUCCGGCUUGCACUAACGACACUAGGAGGAUGCCGCUAAGAUUUGCUGCAAAGUACCCCAUUUGUACUCUAUGUAAAAGUGGAGUCAUGUAUAGAAAAUACUCGGAGUACAAUCUCUAUUCUCAACUCACUUAUUUCCAGCACAUAUUUGAUCUUACAAAAUUAAAUAAAAAGCCCCUCAUGGAGCAAAAAGUUGAAUCUGGUUACCAUGCACUGCGUGAAACUGUAGAAAGAUAUAUAAAUAAGUCUGGAUAUUCAGUUGUUAAUCUAACUGAAUUAUUCUCAGGAAUAUUCAAGACAAAAAAGAACGAAUCAAACGAAAUCAAGAGUGCUCACACAACAACAUUUGUAGCAUUAGAGGAACAAGAUGAAGAGGAAGAUGAGGAUAUGUAAUUUCACCAUUUGUUUCUUAUAUGUUUUAUAUUUAUAGUACAUUGUUAAUUUUAAUUUUUAAUUUUACAAAUUAUACUGUACAUUACACAUA
Messenger RNA from Aethina tumida (small hive beetle), 4448 nucleotides. RefSeq names its product DNA polymerase alpha catalytic subunit (gene DNApol-alpha180). The transcript is spliced from 8 exons. Gene Ontology annotation, molecular function: chromatin binding; DNA replication origin binding; purine nucleotide binding. Gene Ontology annotation, cellular component: alpha DNA polymerase:primase complex. The record is from RefSeq and is a predicted model, not a curated record. Gene Ontology annotation, biological process: lagging strand elongation; mitotic DNA replication initiation; DNA replication. NCBI's taxonomy places the organism in Eukaryota, Metazoa, Arthropoda, Insecta, Coleoptera, Nitidulidae. The coding region runs from base 53 to 4357 and encodes 1434 amino acids.